Messenger RNA from Elephantulus edwardii (Cape elephant shrew), 465 nucleotides. It is a transcript of the gene SPMIP5, whose product is annotated as chromosome unknown open reading frame, human C10orf82. The record is from RefSeq and is a predicted model, not a curated record. The transcript has 3 exons. The coding region runs from base 1 to 465 and encodes 154 amino acids. NCBI's taxonomy places the organism in Eukaryota, Metazoa, Chordata, Mammalia, Macroscelidea, Macroscelididae.
AUGGAGUUUUCCAAGACCUUUAUGAGAAACUUGCCGAUCACACCAGGCUACAGUGGCUUCGUGCCCUUCCUCAGCUGCCAGGGCACCCCCGGCGAGGACAACAUGUCCCAGUGCCUGAGGAUCUUCCGGGAGAAAACGCAGAAGUACAAAGACCAGCUGGAGGAACUUCGCUGCUCCGUGGCCACUGCCCCGAAACUGAAGCCUGUCUGCUCCCAAGAGUCACUCCUGCAAGCUUUACACGAGUACUACCGGCAGAAUCACCCCAUGAGUCUGGAAUGCAAAAAUGUAAAGAAACCACUGGAGGAACCCCCCGUUCCUGGCUGGGCAGGCUACCUGCCCAGAGCCAAGGUCACGGAACUUGGUUGUGCCACGCGGUACACGGUCAUGGCCAGAAACUGCUACAAGGACUUCCUGGACACAAUUGAACGCACCAAGAGAGGGCGUCUGAAACCAUACAAGGAGUAA